AAGUAACUUUUACUUCUUUUUUUGCAGGAUAUAUGAGCUUGUUUUAAAUAAAUAAUUCCUUGAUAUUGAUGAAAAAGUUCUAGCUCCACUGGCAGAUUAUUUCCCAUUUAAUUAGCGAUUCUUCAAUAUGAAGGAAUUAUUCACUUAAAACAAGCUCCUACAUCUUACUGAAAGGUUACUUGUAAGUUAGUUUUGUUUCGUUUCAAGAUAUUAGCACUAGAAACUAGACCAAAAAUACUUGCUAACCUUUUGUGCUUUUGCAAUGUGUCUACACUACUUACAGUUACUGUAGGUUAAUACAAUUAACAGAUCGCCUCUCUUUGCUCGGUGCAACUCCUGCGCACAGUUUUUGUGGCAUCUGCUGCAGAUGUCAGAGGUUUCCUUUUUUAGCACAGCCUCUCCCGGUCAGCGUGCUGCACUUUUGGUUUCUGAUGACUCCGUUUACCGUCUGCCUUGAUGACUGAAGCUACAUGUUGACUUUUUAUGAAAAAGUACUUGGUAACAUUUUGUAGUUUGAAUGUAUUCUUGCUUGCUUUCACAGAACAGCGGGUGCUGAUGCAGCCCGACAUCAACCGUUAGUCACUCUCUUAGGAGGCUGAAUUCACAAGCACUCCACACCGUUCAGAUUUAAAUUUGUUAAAAAAGCGAAAAGAAAAAUACAAGUCGAAGAUGAUGAAUAUUUUUUCUAUCUCUUCAUAGUUAUGAUGUACAUGGUUUUGGUCUAUCACAUAGCUUUCUAAACAAAAUUCAUUGAACUUUCUGACUGUACUAUGAACAAUAAAUAAGAAAAAAAAAAGUCUUUUUCUCCCCUUGUAUUGAAAUACUUCAGCGUAGCGGCGCUGGCUGCCCAGAGCGUGAGUCAGUUUGUGUGUCGCAGCGAGGCGAGCAGGCAGCUGGAGUGGGUGCUGCUGGAUGCUCACUUCGCCCUGCUGCAGAAACUGAUCCAGCAGGGCAAGCGGCAGGCGAAGGCGGACGUCGACAUGCAGGCCCUGGUGGCGAAGAGGUGCCAGGCCCUCACCGCUCUCAUCUGCCUGACAACCAUCUCUCCUUGCCAAGAGCUGCUGGACAUGCAAGAGAGAACGUGCCAGCUGGCGGUGAUUACGUCUCCGCGGGACAGCCGAGCUCUGUGUCACCUCGGAGUGGCCCAGCUGGCUCAGUACGAUAGCAACCCAAACUCAGACAGGUCAAAUGAGGUCCUGAGCGACGCCUGCCUCAGCUUCCAGGCCAGCAUCGAGCUGGAAGACAAACCUCAGAGCGGAGAUCCACCUGAACCGCUGGGCAAACAGAAGUGGUGGCAGCAGCACCUGGAGGUUAAAAAGAAGGCAGCCGCGAAGGCCAGCCCUAAAACAGCCCAAGCUUCAGUUUGCAAGACCGUCCCAAUUAGGGACGCCAAGCUGGGCAGAGGAGGUCCGAUUCAGGGACAGGCCCCUGGGUCCGGACCUCCGCCGGUUGCCCCUGCGGCCCCUGUCAAAGGAGGGAAGGUGCUUCAACCUCCAGCUAGAACUCCUCCAGUCAAGGGGAGACCUGGUGCAGCUAUUAAACCAGAUGCAGCAGCGAAACCUGGCAGCGACGAUACCAAAGCCAAGCUCCCUGCUGGCAAGCCUGAACAGGAUUCUGGUCCCGAGACUGUUGAGACUGCAGAGGUCCCUCCAGUAGAAAACACAGCCAGCGCGUCGGGCCCAUUGAACCCCAGGUCUCAUGUAUCACGGCUCGGUCUGGCUCGGGCCUUCUCACGCUCUGCAGACACCCAGGAUCAGGCGAAGCUCUUCUACAGAGAGGUCAUCGCCAUGGCGCCGGGGAUCCACGAAGCGUACAUCGAGCUCGUGAAGCUGGUGGAGCCCCUGGACCCGGAGGCUGCGCUGGACGUGUACUGCGGGUUCCCUCUGAAGGACGUGGCCGAGCAGAGCUUCGACGACGCCUUCAUCACCGGGGAGAUCGUCCGCCUGCUGAUGUCACAGCAGCUGUUCGACCACCCACAGCUGGGCCCCAGUCUCGUCGCAUACGGCAAAGUCAUGGGGCUGAGCGUCAUAGAGAAGUACAUCGACAUUCUGGACGAAAAGUCAAAGACGUCGCUGCUGAAGAGCGUCUACGCAAAAAUCAACAACCGACAGGAGGACGACCCGGAUCUGCAGGACUUCUUCAGAUUCAAAUGCUGGAUCUGACCAGCGUUUUCCUUUCCCUCUCAGGCUGCCUUGUUCUUUGUGUUUAUGAAGACGUUUUUAUUUAACUGUGAUGUCAUAUUUUUGUCCUGUUGCACAGAAGAUAUGGGUAAAUCUCUCUUUCUUUUUACAGAACACUUUUAAUCUGGAAACGGUUUUCAUUGGAAAAAGAAAAAGUCAUGUUAGAACACAGAACUAACAAAAUACAAAAUGUACAUGGAUCGCUGGAUGGAAGACGGGAAUUUUAGCGAGAAUAAAUCUUCACCUUGA
Xiphophorus hellerii (green swordtail) is the source of this 2429-nucleotide messenger RNA. RefSeq lists its product as uncharacterized. The record is from RefSeq and is a predicted model, not a curated record. The transcript is spliced from 7 exons. The coding region runs from base 981 to 2162 and encodes 393 amino acids. NCBI's taxonomy places the organism in Eukaryota, Metazoa, Chordata, Actinopteri, Cyprinodontiformes, Poeciliidae.